Piliocolobus tephrosceles (Ugandan red Colobus) is the source of this 4027-nucleotide messenger RNA. RefSeq names its product glutamate metabotropic receptor 5 (gene GRM5). NCBI's taxonomy places the organism in Eukaryota, Metazoa, Chordata, Mammalia, Primates, Cercopithecidae. The transcript is spliced from 10 exons. Gene Ontology annotation, molecular function: G protein-coupled receptor activity. Gene Ontology annotation, biological process: G protein-coupled receptor signaling pathway. The record is from RefSeq and is a predicted model, not a curated record. Bases 389 to 4027 code for a protein of 1212 amino acids. Gene Ontology annotation, cellular component: membrane.
ACGUGCUCCCGGCGCUGGCGCGAGAGAGCGAGCGCCACCGCCGCGGGCCCCGCAGCCGUUCUGCCUGCUGUCACCGCUGCCUCCAUCGCCGACACUAGCGCUCCAGCUGCAGCCAAGGCCGCUACGAGAGCGCAGGAAGCCCUCGAGGAGCGGCUGCCUGGGGGCGCAAGGCUCAGGGCGCGCACCUGGUUUAGAAGAUCGUGACCACAUGGAUCAUCUAACUAAAUGGUACAUGGAGACACAAUGGUCCUAUAGAGAAUACAUGUGAAUUGUUGGCUAAUUUCUUGAUUUGCGACUCAACGUAGGACAUCGCUUGUUCAUAUCUAUCAGAACACUCCUGAAUUUUCCCCACCAUGCUAUCUUUAUUAGCUUGAACUCCUUCCCUAAAAUGGUCCUUCUGUUGAUCCUGUCAGUCUUACUUUUGAAAGAAGAUGUCCGUGGGAGUGCACAGUCCAGUGAGAGGAGGGUGGUGGCUCACAUGCCAGGUGACAUCAUUAUUGGAGCUCUCUUUUCUGUUCAUCACCAGCCUACUGUGGACAAAGUUCAUGAGAGGAAGUGUGGGGCGGUCCGUGAACAGUAUGGCAUUCAGAGAGUGGAGGCCAUGCUACAUACCCUGGAAAGGAUCAAUUCAGACCCUACACUCUUGCCCAACAUCACACUGGGCUGUGAGAUAAGGGAUUCCUGCUGGCAUUCGGCUGUGGCCCUAGAGCAGAGCAUUGAGUUCAUAAGAGAUUCCCUCAUUUCUUCAGAAGAGGAAGAGGGCUUGGUACGCUGUGUGGAUGGCUCCUCCUCUUCCUUCCGCUCCAAGAAGCCCAUAGUAGGGGUCAUUGGGCCUGGCUCCAGUUCUGUAGCCAUUCAGGUCCAGAACUUGCUCCAGCUUUUCAACAUACCUCAGAUUGCUUAUUCGGCAACCAGCAUGGAUCUGAGUGACAAGACUCUGUUCAAAUAUUUCAUGAGGGUUGUGCCUUCAGAUGCUCAGCAGGCAAGGGCCAUGGUGGACAUAGUGAAGAGGUACAACUGGACCUAUGUAUCAGCUGUGCACACAGAAGGCAACUAUGGAGAAAGUGGGAUGGAAGCCUUCAAAGAUAUGGCAGCGAAGGAAGGGAUUUGCAUCGCCCACUCUUACAAAAUCUACAGUAAUGCAGGGGAGCAGAGCUUUGAUAAGCUGCUGAAGAAGCUCACAAGUCACUUGCCUAAGGCCCGGGUGGUGGCCUGCUUCUGUGAGGGCAUGACGGUGAGAGGUCUGCUGAUGGCCAUGAGGCGCCUGGGUCUAGCGGGAGAAUUUCUGCUUCUGGGCAGUGAUGGCUGGGCUGACAGGUAUGAUGUGACAGAUGGAUAUCAGCGAGAAGCUGUUGGUGGCAUCACAAUCAAGCUCCAAUCUCCCGAUGUCAAGUGGUUUGAUGAUUAUUAUCUGAAGCUCCGGCCAGAAACAAACCAUCGAAACCCUUGGUUUCAAGAAUUUUGGCAGCAUCGUUUUCAGUGCCGACUAGAAGGGUUUCCACAGGAGAACAGCAAAUACAACAAGACUUGCAAUAGUUCUCUGACUCUGAAAACACAUCAUGUUCAGGAUUCCAAAAUGGGAUUUGUGAUCAACGCCAUCUAUUCAAUGGCCUAUGGGCUCCACAACAUGCAGAUGUCCCUCUGCCCAGGCUAUGCAGGACUCUGUGAUGCAAUGAAGCCAAUUGAUGGACGGAAACUUUUGGAGUCCCUGAUGAAAACCAAUUUUACUGGGGUUUCUGGAGAUACGAUCCUAUUCGAUGAGAACGGAGACUCUCCAGGAAGGUAUGAAAUAAUGAAUUUCAAGGAAAUGGGAAAAGAUUAUUUUGAUUAUAUCAAUGUUGGAAGUUGGGACAAUGGAGAAUUAAAAAUGGAUGAUGAUGAAGUAUGGUCCAAGAAAAGCAACAUCAUCAGAUCUGUGUGCAGUGAACCAUGUGAGAAAGGCCAGAUCAAGGUGAUCCGAAAGGGAGAAGUCAGCUGUUGUUGGACCUGUACACCUUGUAAGGAGAAUGAGUAUGUCUUUGAUGAGUAUACAUGCAAGGCAUGCCAGCUGGGGUCUUGGCCCACUGAUGAUCUCACAGGUUGUGAUUUGAUUCCAGUACAGUAUCUUCGAUGGGGUGACCCUGAACCCAUUGCAGCUGUGGUGUUUGCCUGCCUUGGCCUCCUAGCCACCCUGUUUGUUACUGCAGUCUUCAUCAUUUACCGGGAUACACCAGUAGUCAAGUCCUCAAGCAGGGAACUCUGCUACAUUAUCCUUGCUGGCAUCUGCCUGGGCUACUUAUGUACUUUCUGCCUCAUUGCAAAGCCCAAACAGAUUUACUGCUACCUUCAGAGAAUUGGCAUUGGUCUCUCCCCAGCCAUGAGCUACUCAGCCCUUGUAACAAAGACCAACCGUAUUGCAAGGAUCCUGGCUGGCAGCAAGAAGAAGAUCUGUACCAAAAAGCCGAGAUUCAUGAGUGCCUGUGCCCAGCUAGUGAUUGCUUUCAUUCUCAUAUGCAUCCAGUUGGGCAUCAUUGUUGCCCUCUUUAUAAUGGAGCCUCCUGACAUAAUGCAUGACUACCCAAGCAUUCGAGAAGUCUACCUGAUCUGUAACACCACUAACCUAGGAGUUGUCACUCCACUUGGAUACAAUGGAUUGUUGAUUUUGAGCUGUACCUUUUAUGCAUUCAAGACCAGAAAUGUUCCAGCUAACUUCAACGAGGCCAAGUAUAUCGCCUUCACAAUGUACACGACCUGCAUUAUAUGGCUAGCUUUUGUACCAAUCUACUUUGGCAGCAACUACAAAAUCAUCACCAUGUGUUUCUCGGUCAGCCUCAGUGCCACAGUGGCCCUAGGCUGCAUGUUUGUGCCGAAGGUGUACAUCAUCCUGGCCAAACCAGAGAGAAAUGUGCGCAGCGCCUUCACCACAUCUACUGUGGUACGCAUGCAUGUAGGGGAUGGCAAGUCAUCCUCCGCAGCCAGCAGAUCCAGCAGCCUAGUCAACCUGUGGAAGAGAAGGGGCUCCUCUGGGGAAACCUUAAGGUACAAAGACAGGAGACUGGCCCAGCACAAGUCGGAAAUAGAGUGUUUCACCCCCAAAGGGAGUAUGGGGAAUGGUGGGAGAGCAACAAUGAGCAGCUCUAAUGGAAAAUCUGUCACGUGGGCCCAGAACGAGAAGAGCAGCCGGGGGCAGCACCUGUGGCAGCGCCUGUCCAUCCACAUUAAUAAGAAAGAAAACCCCAACCAAACGGCCGUCAUCAAGCCCUUCCCCAAGAGCACGGAGAGCCGCGGCCUGGUCGCUAGCGCUGGCGCAGGCGGGAGCGCGGGGGGCAUGGGGGCCACGGGCGGUGCGGGCUGCGCAGGCGCCGGCCCUGGCGGGCCCGAGCCCCCAGAUGCCGGCCCCAAGGGGCUGUAUGAUGUGGCCGAGACCGAGGAGCACUUCCCGGCACCCACGCGGCCGCGCUCACCGUCGCCCAUCAGCACGCUGAGCCACCGCGCGGGCUCGGCCAGCCGCACUGACGACGAUGUGCCGUCGCUGCAUUCGGAGCCCGCUGCGCGCAGCAGCUCGUCGCAGGGCUCCCUCAUGGAGCAGAUCAGCAGUGUGGUUACCCGCUUCACGGCCAACAUCAGCGAGCUCAACUCCAUGAUGCUGUCCACCGCGGCCCCCAGCCCCGGCGUAGGCGCCCCGCUUUGCUCGUCGUACCUGAUCCCCAAAGAGAUCCAGCUGCCCACAACCAUGACGACCUUCGCCGAAAUCCAGCCUCUGCCAGCCAUCGAGGUCACUGGCGGCGCGCAGCCCGCGGCAGGGGCUCAGGCGGCUGGGGACGCGGCCCGGGAGAGCCCGGCAGCCGGGCCCGAGGCUGCGGCCGCCAAGCCAGACCUGGAGGAGCUGGUGGCUCUCACCCCGCCGUCCCCCUUCAGAGACUCGGUGGACUCUGGGAGCACAACCCCCAACUCGCCAGUGUCGGAGUCGGCCCUCUGUAUCCCGUCGUCUCCCAAAUAUGACACUCUUAUCAUAAGAGAUUACACUCAGAGCUCCUCGUCGUUGUGA